GAAGUGUAGAUGUGCAGCAACAGCUAAACGUCGUGUCAGGUUUCUGGGGGCUCGUGCUAAAUUUAACCCUGUGAUCCUGCAGCAGGCAGAGGGGUUUAAAUGCCAGCCUGCAGUUGCUCCACACCAGUUGUUCUCCACACGUCUUCCACUCAUCACAAACUCAAGCUAGGGACGAGAACAGGCACACACACUGACACUCCAACACACAUGCUCCACGCGCUGCAACGAAGACCACAAAGAGUAGAGCAGUUCCAAGGGAACCAGGGAUCUUUGUCCCCAUACCUCCAGACCACAGCGUUGUCCAGUAUGGAGCUUUUCGAGACCAACCCUUACUUCUUCCCUGACCAGCGCUUCUAUGAAGGAGGGGACAAUUACUUCCCCUCUCGUCUGCCUGGGGCGUAUGACCAAACUGGGUACCAGGACAGGAACUCCAUGAUGGGCUUGUGUGGGAGUCUGUCUGGCGAUGCUGGAGUCGGGGUCACAGGAACAGAGGACAAAGCCUCCCCGUCCAGCCUGUCACCUCACUCCGAGCUCCACUGCCCUGGCCAGUGCCUGCCCUGGGCCUGUAAACUAUGCAAGAGGAAGACAGUGACCAUGGACCGUCGGAGAGCGGCAACAUUGAGGGAGAAGAGGCGUCUGAAGAAGGUGAAUGAGGCCUUUGAUGCUCUGAAGAGGAGCACCCUAAUGAAUCCCAACCAGAGGCUGCCCAAGGUGGAGAUCUUGCGGAGCGCCAUUCAAUAUAUUGAAAGGCUGCAGGCCCUGGUGUCCUCCCUGAACCAGCAGGACACUGAGACAGGGCAGCAAGGACUGCACUACCGACCCAGUCCGGUCCAGCCCAGAGUGUCGUCGUCAAGCGAGCCCAGUUCGGGCAGCACCUGCUGCAGUAGCCCAGAGUGGAGCAGCACUCCAGAACAGUGCACUCAGAACUACAGCAGUGAGGAUCUCCUGAGCGUUGCGGAUUCUCCAGAGCAGGGGAACAUGCACGCCCUGACCUCCAUUGUGGAUGGCAUCUCUGCAGCAGAUGGAGUGGUGGCCUUUACUGUGGACAUUCCCAAAUAGACCCUCCACAAACAUUGGACCCAGAGAUGCGCACAAGGCCACAGACAAAGAGCAAAAUGAUAUUUGACAGUGGAGGUUGAUAUGCAGUACCAAACUCCAGUUUAAUUAAUUUUUAUCUCUACUGAUCUAAGUGUUUCAACUUAUGCUAAAUUUUAAAAUUUGUGAUUGUAACUGUGGAUCUAUGGGUCUGCUGGUCAAUUCCUCCUGUACACAGUGAGGCCUUAUUCCCAUUAUUCCCUGUCUUAUCCUGUGGUCCACACUUGCCUGUCAGAUCCAUGGGAUCCUUGUCUAACUAGAAAUCCAAAAUGUUGCUGCAUGAACCCAACACCUAGUUGCUAGAAUUAUAUUUUGUUAGGCUUGUCUCCGUUUUGACAGAACCACAGAGGAAUGACAAAACCUGAUUGUUCGCUUUACUUAAGUUUUCCUCUUUUCGAAACCUUUCCCUGAUCUUUCAUUGUGUUUGUGUGUGUUUUUAUGCUUUAAAAACAUGAGUUUAUUUGUGGGGCCAAUAUGUACCACAGCAGUUUUGACCAAGAUCAGCUUAAUUUAAACUGGUUAUGAAUGCUAGUGAUGUAAAUACGUUCCCUUUUUCUACAGAGUGGUUUUGCCAUUUUAUUUUUCAUUUUUGUGCUAACUUAUUUUUGACUUUUAUAACUAAGAUUGUUGUGUAUUUGUAGAUGUUCCAAAAAGUGAUAUUUUAUGUCCAAUUCUUGCAAUAAAGAUCAUUUUCAAUA
Messenger RNA from Monopterus albus (swamp eel), 1793 nucleotides. It is a transcript of the gene myog, whose product is annotated as myogenin. Lineage: Eukaryota; Metazoa; Chordata; Actinopteri; Synbranchiformes; Synbranchidae. The coding region runs from base 100 to 1059 and encodes 319 amino acids. The transcript has 3 exons. Gene Ontology annotation, biological process: muscle organ development; positive regulation of skeletal muscle fiber development; skeletal muscle cell differentiation. Gene Ontology annotation, molecular function: DNA-binding transcription factor activity, RNA polymerase II-specific; protein dimerization activity; RNA polymerase II cis-regulatory region sequence-specific DNA binding. The record is from RefSeq and is a predicted model, not a curated record.